CUUGGUGUCUCUGUUUGCUCUCAUCUGGAUGCACUGCGGUGCGCAUGCGUUUGGGCUUGCCGACGGGAUUGUGGUGUAGGGGAUCGGGGACUAGGGAUGGGAGGGAUUGCUUUGCGGGUUCAGUUUCUGGCUUUGACUCGACGGGAGUUGGGUGAUUCGAUCUGCUCGGAUCUCAUUGAAGACUGAAAUAUGUUUGGGUGUGGUUUUGCUUCAGAUCUCCCAGGAGGAGGCUACGGUGAAAGUGGUGUUUUGUCCCUCUGCGCGUACUCUCUUGGUUGCGGUUAGUGGAAUUGAGGGAUGUGAUUGACGGCGGUUGUUCGAAGGUGGGCAUUCUGAAAGCAUCCGCGCAACAAAUAUGGGAAUUGAGGUGUAGCCCAGACCGUUGCAAAAUGUUCGUGCUUACCCAUGUCCGCGACUCUAAUAAACCACAAAACAAGUAAAUGGAGGUGUAAGCCCAGAUCGUUGCACAAUGUUUGAGCUUACCCAUGUCAACAACUCGGGAAAACCUCAGGAUCCAAAAUCUAAACAAGCUAUUGCAUCAAUGAAGAGCAAGAUUGAAAAGAUGAAGUCUACCAAGAGGGCAUCUCAACUUCCGAAUGAUCUUAAUAAUUUUGAAAUUAAUGAUGUAUAUGCAAUUGUGCUUGGAAAAGAGAGGCGCGGAGCGAUACGAGGAUUUGGCAUUGGAGUUAGACCAGACCAAGUUCCUGGUGUACGAAUGAAGACUGGUUCUCUUCAACCAUCGGUGAGCUAUAUUCAACCUUCAUUUGAGCAGAUUAUGAAUGACUUGGAUAAUGUUUACAUACCUUAAUGCUGUGAAGAGUUGCACCACCAAGUUGCCACAGAUUGAGGCACUUCAUACUUGACCUUUUGAUUAGUAUAAGUUUGUUGUUUUGAACUUAAUCUAUGAUCUCUCUACUAUACUAGUGUGUAGCUACCUGAUCAUGGGAUAAGUGCAGAGGCUUUUAGCGCUUCAGACAUAUUUAGGUUUUUGUUGAUAUAUGUGAAGUCUGACUUAGCGUUGUAUAUUGUAGUGUUCAACUACAAUUUGUACUCCAUCAUAGUUUUUGUAUAUCAGUUGGCUAUUAGCUUUGGUUUUAUGUAAUACAAAUGUACUUAUUAAUGUUGGAUUCUAAUAUAUUAAGUCCAUUAAGUUCUUUACAUUUGAAAAGUCAUGGCUCUACUGGGAUGAUCUUAAAACAUUGAUCUGUUGAAUGUGCAAGGUAGCCACGAACCAUUUUGAUCUGUACAGUAGAAGUUGAUUCAAUUUGCAAUAAAUAAUCAAAUUCAGAUUAUUAAAAAAUUAGCUUGUUUAUUGUUUUUAAUUUAUAAAAAUGAAUUAUACAGAAAAAAAA
Molecule: messenger RNA, 1352 nt
Organism: Fragaria vesca subsp. vesca
Lineage: Eukaryota; Viridiplantae; Streptophyta; Magnoliopsida; Rosales; Rosaceae
Exons: 4
Coding region: 470-808 (112 amino acids)
Source: RefSeq, a predicted model, not a curated record